GCAAUCGACAUGAAUUGAAUAUUAGUGUCGGCUGAGCUGGGGAGCUUCCGGAGUACAGAGAGAACUAAGCUGGAUGUUGGCUGGAUCUAAGUCAGUGUUGUGCUUGGAGACUUAAGCUUCGGAGCUCUUGUUCGACUCAGCUUUGGUCUAUGCACUGGAGCUCUGGUAGGUGAUACCACUAAUUUCUAGUUUGCAUCUACAAUUCAUAACCCCGUGCUGCUCAUGGCGAUUUUGACCUUGCCAACAAUACCACCAAAGGAGGUGUUCUUUGGUAUUCUAGACGUCUGAGAAUACGAGCUAAGUAUUUUUCUUGCCUGUGUUCAUCAGAUUGCCACAAGUAAGAGACAUCAUUUUGAAAUUCUACAUGUCCUUUUAACUUCACGGGCUUUUCCUGGAAAAUAAAAUAGAAUAAAAGGACAUAGAUUAAAAAGAUAAAUACUCAUUCCAAAUUGAUCGGUAAUUGAAAGAUCAAUAAGUCAACCUAAAGGCCCUUCAUACUCUUUGUGAAUACUUUACAUAAAGUCAAAACUCCGUAUCUUAACUACACAUAAUGAAGUUACUUUACACACAUUGUACUACGCAUCCAACACAGGCUUCUCCUCAGAUGCCUUGGCUGGAAUCAUAGCAUCGAUGCUCAUGGGCACAACUUCGCAACUCUUAAUCUGAUUGGUCGGUGGAGAACUAUGUUUUCAAAUUGCAAUGUUAUAUGGCACGCUUUAACCCGAAUACAUGUGGAAUGGUUACCUUCACAAGACAGAAGCACCGUUUGACGCCGACCCACAAACAUCAAAGUGCAAACCAGAAGCUGAGAAGCUUGAACGGAACUGCUGAUUGUAAUACCAAAGCCUGGUUUCAAAGUUCCUCUCUCGUUUUCAUUCCGUUGGGAUCAUCGCGCUCGUUCAAAGUAGCCCAGACGGGCGGACGUUCGUCUGUAUCUCGUCCAUGCCUACCCAUACGGUUUGCUUUGCGAGCUUUGUGCAGAGUGUGAAUGGCGAAAGUGGAGAGUCAUCCGCAAGGCUUGUGCCUUGCUCUGGAAAAGUCGCCACCUCCUCAUGCUAUCCUCGUCAAUCCAAUCCAUCGGAAUCUGGAUUUUUAGUAGCUUUUCCUGGACUGACGAGAUUUAGUGACUUCCUGCUAACCUGGUUCCGGAACGCUAUCCGUGUUCUUCGAGAAAGGAGCUUCUCGCCAUGUGCUAAUCUGCAGUGAGCGUCCACAAGUGUCGCUACAUUCAGAUGAGAUUCGUAUUUGUUUAUUUUGAAGACAACGAAUCAUCUCGCUGAGUAACAAGGCUUUGCAUCGAAGGUUACGAUCAGGUAAUUAAGAAGGAUACAAACUGUUAGGAGAGAUACAGUUGUGCAAAAUGCGGGUGGGCUGCAGAAUUUGUUUGAAAUCCUUUGGUCGUCACUUCUGGGAACUGUUCACCCCUCAGUGGAUAUGGUGCUACCAUACGUGAGGCUGCGAGGCCGCAGCCUGUUCGAUGUAAAUUCCUGGUGAAAAUCAAUGAAUGCCAGUCCUGUGGCCUCCAGAGUCGGGAGUUUGUACAGGAUUAACUUGUGGAAUUCAACAAUUCAAGUUUACGCAGUAAAUUUUGAGCGACCUCCAGAGCGCGGGCCCACCGAAAAUCCACUCAAAAGCGAUGCACCAAUGACGAAACUAGCAUGAACUGAUUCAAGACAUGAACGCUACAGUGCACGUGAACACCGACGGAACAUUUGUUAAUGAAUCCUCCUUGUUGCCAUCAUAUCAAACCACGGAGCUCCCAGACGCAACACCAUUUUACCAAGCCUUCAUGAUCUUCUCCCUCCUGCUCAUCACCACGCGGCUCCACCCCGUGCCCCUCCUCCGCGGCCUUACCAUCUACGUCUGCUUUCUCACCUUCCUCCUUAUCAACCAAGAGUCUAAAAACAAACAGUUACCCUGACCUCCCGAAUUUCCUCCACACCUCAAACGCCAUCAGUUAUCAUGUCCCGAAAGAAGAAGGACCCCUACAAAUGGCAAGAAUGUGGAUGCCCCAAGUCGGCGCUCAUCGGCGAAUUCAUUGUGGACACCAAACCGUUCUCCCGCACAUAAACACUUUCGACAAAGACGAGUGGACGAAGCACCACAUCUUUGACCGGGCAUCUCUAGUAACCGUCACAAAAGCAAUCCCCGAGACCCCACUAGCUCGAUGGAUCACCAGACGCUGCAACGAACAGCGGAUUUACGUCGCCAAUCCUCCGACUCGCUCCACUCCCGCACCGAAGCCAUGGCACAAUGCAAAACCCUCCAUGGACUGGACCUACCCCCCGGGAUGGCGCACCUGGGAGCCCAAAGACACCAACUUCAACUUCAACUCGGGGAAGACUAUGGAGGAAUACAACCAGAAUCUGAGCAAGUUCUUCGAGUACGUGAACAUCAAGGAUAAGUCGAAACAGGAGCAGAUGACGGACGGGGUAGAAGCAUGGCUGAUGGAGUGCGGGGAUGAUCGCAAGCUCAUCAGGGGGAGGCACCCUUACAAGAACAACCGGUGCUUUGUGACCAACGACCAGGCGUUGUUUUCGUAUCUCGUGACGGCGCGGGUCAAGUUGGAUCAUUUCCUCGAGGACUUGCAUCUGCCGAGGCGGAACAAGCAUUUCUGCCUCUUGGUGGACAUCAAGAUGGAUGCCAAGGUGACGCCCCAAGGCCACAGCUAUACCUCUAAUGCUUGACUAACAAAAGCAAGUGAGAGCAAGCGUCUGUGGAUUGAAGCACCGAGUGGCGUGGAUUUGUAAUCUCCUACUCCUUGCAAACGUUUUGUGGCUUCUAGAAAUGGUCUGAUCUGCGAGGUUCGAAUGUCGUCUCUGGAAGUGCCGAAGUGGAGAUUGCUGCAGGGUUGUAUGAGAUCUUCAAACGAUUCCCAUUUUAUUCGAGACUCGUUGCUCAGAUUUGGUAUGAUGGACCAUAAUGCGAAUGUGGUGACGAGUAUUUGAAACAGAGAGGAGGGACUGCUUCAAACCACAUCACCAGGUUUUUAGGGUAACUUCCAGAGGUGGAAGAAUGAAGAUGGAAAUAAUAUCCGUCAGAUUCGUUAGUGAAGUGCAGACAAAAGUUGAAUGGAAAAUUAAUACGUUCAGCGUUGUGGUUGUUUACGUUAUAGAGCUCAUGUGAUGGUGUUAAUGAUAGGAGGCAAUGGACACUGCAGUACUAUUCCAAAGAGUUUACAAAGUCUAUCUACAAGAAUAAUAAUAAUAAUAAUAAUAAUAAAUCAUAAAAUAAACAAAAAUUACAGAGGAAAAAAUCAUGCUUCUUUCUACAGAAACAUAUGUUCAGCAUCCAGCUAUUGAAGAGAACCCAAUCCCUGUCGAGGCUAACUGAACAACUUACACAUAUGCUCACUGUCAAUAAUCUCAAUCCAGUAGCCAUCAGGGUCUUUGAUGUAAGCUAGUCCUUUGAACCUUCCUGCAAUAACCCCACAAACAUGUUGAGAACUUCAACUCCAUGUAACAAAAAACUAUCACAUUGAGGAAGAACUACUACAAGCAUGAAAAGCCUUUGAGUGGAGCUGCUUUCCAUCAAAAGUAUGACCCAAACUCACAUGGACAAUAUUCAAUCUUAUUUCUCCUGAACACCACAAUUAGAAGAGAUUUCAGCUGAAAAGAAAAUUGACUAACCUUCAUCUGGUUUCUUUACAAACGAUAUUCCCAGCCUCUGGAGCCGUUAACAUCGGUAGACAUCGUCAACACUGAUUCCAAUAUGCCCUGAAAACUAUGACAUGAGCAUUUGAGCACCCUAACCGCCAAAGCACCCUUUCUUGUUCCACUUUCCUGUAGUAGACCAUGUGAAGUCCUCAUCUAUGACCAAGUUUUAGCAAAGUUACCAACACUAAAACCAAGUUAUAAAAUUCCAGAUUACAAAAUAUGCGACAUUCUUCACUGCGUUCAAGGAUGGUGUGAUGAGUAGAACAAUGACCCUCUAAAAUGAAAUCAUGAAUCUCAUGAGCAGUUUUCAGAAUCACGAUUAACGUAAUCAAUAACAUGAAAAAGCUGUCAGCACACCAAAGCCUUUGAAGUCUUGGUGAUAUCCUGUGUAGUCUGGAUCGUGUUCUGACCCCCAGUUGCUGCAGUACGUCACCAGAAGUUAAGAAAAGUCAAAAGUCGAGUGCCCAAAAUGAUGGGGUCCAGCUACAACGAGUUCAAAGAUAUAAACUUUUUGUAACAUAAAAUAAAAUAUAAACCAUUAAGUUACAGAUAAUAGGUGUGCAAUUAGACGAACAUAUGCUAACUGUGCAAGUUCUAAAGUAGCAUGGCAGUUGGAUAAGUAUGCAGUCCUCUCCAUCGGAUCGAGAAGAAUGGCAGCAGGAUCCUGAGACAAUGCAAUAAUGCAUCACAAAAGCUCAACUACUCGAGCAUUCGGUGACCAUGAACAGAAAAUUCAUCUCCACCCCGACACCUGAAAUAAAUGUGACUUCUCCCAUGAUGGCACCUAUCUUUAAAUCAAAAAUCGACACGAAGACAGUAGUUAAUUCUACCUUGACGUAUCCCAUGUAGUACAUGCUGAACUCAGCCAUAGGGAAAUCAACUCUUUUGAUCAGCCUACAUCAUUCAAUUAAAACUUCAAAAUGCACCAAUAGUUCACAGCUUGCCAGAAAAGUAUUAUCAUGGAACACCUCGUCCGGUAGGGAAAUAAAACAGGAUCAGGAAGGUAGAAAACAUUACGUCAUGCCCAAAACACUUGAGUAAAAGUAGAGGCUCUCCUUCGGGUCUCUGAUUCUGUACAUCUGGUUGUCAGGCACACCAAUGACACAGAUAGUAUGAGGUGUCCAUCGCUUCUGACAGAUAAUUCAUCGUUCAUUUAGUGGCUGAAUAAGACGGGCAUCGAUGUCACCUAAUUAACAAUGCAAAGAAGCCGAGGGAACUCACCGUUUGCUGCAGAGAAUAGCCUUUGGUGUAGUCAAUGUCAGGAGUGUCGCAAUAGCCUGGAUUUCGGGCUAUGGACUCUGCUAUCUCGCCCUUCGGUUCCAUAUCCAUCACUUAUUUUGGUAUCUUCUAGCUUCUAGAUUAUGGUGUCAUCAAACUCCACUUGAAAUCGUAUUACAUAUGCUUCCAGCCAUUUCAGUGUUUAUUGAUCCUUCUUUUCAUGCGCCAUUCUGUGGUCGACGAGGACUUCACCAUAUCUCAACAGAUGUUUCUCUUCACUGCCAUGAAAAAGGGCUCACCGUUCAUUGAAAGAUGUAUCCCUUUCAAUAAUCAUCAACACGAGAGGAAGAGAGAACAGUUCCCUUUUUCAUAAUCAACCAC
Messenger RNA from Physcomitrium patens, 5255 nucleotides. The record is from RefSeq and is a predicted model, not a curated record. Lineage: Eukaryota; Viridiplantae; Streptophyta; Bryopsida; Funariales; Funariaceae.